Messenger RNA from Plasmodium cynomolgi strain B, 1174 nucleotides. RefSeq lists its product as hypothetical. The annotation marks the transcript as partial. Gene Ontology annotation, cellular component: acetylcholine-gated channel complex. The transcript has 7 exons. The record is from RefSeq and is a predicted model, not a curated record. Lineage: Eukaryota; Apicomplexa; Aconoidasida; Haemosporida; Plasmodiidae.
GCAUGCAGAAUAUUCCUCCUCUACUCACCUUUUUUUUUUUUUUAUAGUCUAUCUAAUGCCUUGUCGUAUUAUGUCUCACUUGACUUGUCCAACACAUUGAGACCCCCACAAAAAAAAAAAAAUGCACAUCGAAGGAGGGAAUCUCAAAAAGAGGCCAUAUGUAUAUGUCCCUCCACUGAAUUUCAAAUAGAGUACUUUUCCACAGGCUCUGCCCAUUCGUACGUUAUUGUCUAUACCUUUUGCUCACUCUUUUGUUCGUUCACUGUGCUGUUAGUUCCCUUUUUUUUUUUUUUUUUUGGUGAAGUCUUUCAAACCAUCUGAUAUCACGUGGGGACAAAAUGAAAAUUCCCUUUGUUGCAAUCUGGCCUUUCCUUUUUUUUCUCAUUUUGCAAAAAUGUUGCUCAUGCGAGAAGGUAGACUUGCUGCACAAGUUUUACUUCAAAGACGCCCCUGGGAAAAACAAGGGCAUGGCCCCCGGCGAGAAGGAGCUGUACCCAUUGAUACAAGACCUUGCGGCGGAUGACGACAACUACCCCCUCGCAGGUGAACCCUACGACGAACAUUCUUUCCCUGACCCGUUCGUUAACCCCGAGGAGUGCGUCUUGUCCUUAGGGAUCAGCCACACUUGGCUGUGUGACCCUUCCCAUCUUUUGAGUUUGAGCGAACAGCUGGAAGUCGAGGCGGCUCUGCUGAAGAUAAGGGACACGAAUUUCCACAAGUGCUCCAACAAGGGGGUGUUUUACUACCAAGUUUCAGUCGCGCUGGUCCCCGAAAUUGUCAUCAGCAAAAACAGCUCCUAUGAGAAAGCGGUAGAACGUUUCUCUCAAAAGUUGUUGCGAAAAUGGGGCAUAGGAAACAAGGAGUGUCACGACGGCAUUUUGCUGGUAUAUGUAAAACAGCUCGGGCGGUUCAUUAUUUCAAAGAGGGAAGGAGUUGAGGAAAAGUACUUAAACGAGAAGGAAGUGACAAAGCAGUUUAUGGUCACUUACUUUGCCACGGGUUCGGUUGGCAGGUCGUUAAUCGAGACGCUGAAUUUUAUUAACACAAAAUUGCCUUCGAAGCCGCAAGAGCUGACCAACACAGGAAAAACUUUUUUGUUGCUGAUUUUUUUGUACGUUGUGUCUGUCGUUGUAAUAUACAUAGCGACUGCUACAUAUGGAAAAGGUGAUCGAUG